This is a messenger RNA of Panonychus citri (citrus red mite), 3279 nucleotides long. Its product is annotated as N(G),N(G)-dimethylarginine dimethylaminohydrolase 1-like. Gene Ontology annotation, biological process: positive regulation of nitric oxide biosynthetic process; arginine metabolic process. Lineage: Eukaryota; Metazoa; Arthropoda; Arachnida; Trombidiformes; Tetranychidae. The record is from RefSeq and is a predicted model, not a curated record. Bases 198 to 1025 code for a protein of 275 amino acids. Gene Ontology annotation, molecular function: amino acid binding; dimethylargininase activity. The transcript is spliced from 4 exons.
UUGGUUGUUAUCAUUUUAUCAUAAAAUUUUCUGUUACUUGGUUACUUCAAUUCAAUUGGAAAGGUUCACAAAUCGGUUGUAUUGUUUUCCAGUGAAUUCAUUUUGUUUUUUGUUUUCCUUUGUUUUUGUUUUGUUCAGUUUUGUUUUGUUCACGAUUCAAUUGUUGUUGAUCAACUAAUCAUCUUUCUGUUGACAUUAUGGCGAAACCAUUUAAUCGUUAUAAUUACGCAAUUGUUUCACGAGUUCCUGAUUCAUUUUCCUCGGCCAUUGGUCUCUCUGAAACGGUCAAUCUUUCUGAAGCUCGUCGGGAACAUGUUGACCUCACCAAGAUCCUUCGUAACCUUGGUGUCGAUGUAAUUGAACUUCCAGCUGAUGAAACUCUCCCCGAUUCACCUUAUGUUGAAGAUACAGCCGCUGUUUACAAUGGAAUCGCCCUGAUAUGUAGACCAGGUCAUCCGGCCAGAGUCAGAGAAACUGACACAAUUAGAGCGAUAAUUGUUAAAGAGCUUGAAUUACCGAUCAUCCAAAUAGCCGAUCCAAAAGCGACUCUCGAUGGAGGUGACAUUCUAUUCACUGGUAAAGAAUUUUUUGUCGGUAUUUCCGGUCGAACCAAUGAAUCGGGUGCUCGAGCCUUGGCAGCAGCGUUUCCCGAAUAUCCAGUUACACCUAUUAGAGUUCCAGGUAAACUGAUUCACCUUAAAUCGUGUAUGUCGAUGGCAGGACCCGAUAUAAUUUGUAUCAGUUCAACUCCAGAAGCUCGAGAGAUCCUCAAGAGAAUGGAGCAAGAAGCAACUUUUAGAUAUGCAACUUUAACGGUACCUGACAACGGAGCGGCUAAUGUGGCCUUUAUCAAUGGGACACUUCUUUAUCGAUCAGAAUAUCCUAAUAGUUGUGAAUUGAUUGAGAAAAGAAUUGAUUAUCCAAAGAUACCAAUCAAAUUGUGGGAAUUGAGUAAAGCUCAAGGAUCUCUAUCAUCACUUGCUCUUCUAGUUAACAAGCCAAACAAAAGGAGUUUAAGAAGUUAACACAAUCAAUUAAUCAACUCAAUUCUCUCUCAUCAAGAUCAUCAUCAUCAUCAUCAUCAUCAUUAUAAUCAUCUUCAUCUACUUUAAUCAAUUUCUCCUUGAAGAACAUGAAAUUUUGAUCCAAUUUCCUCAUCCACCUACUCUCACAGUUAACGAUAAAAACAACAAGGUUCACAUACAAUCAUCUUAAUUACACAUUGUAAUUACUAAUUUCUAAUUGUAUUUGACAGAUUUAAUUAACUAUUGACAAUUGAUUCUCAUUCCAAAAUUUUGUUUCGAUUUCCAAUGUUACAAAUUAACGAUCAUUGUUAACCUGUCAAAUUAUUGUUCUAAUUGUUAGCGAAAAAGGUUACAAACAAUUUAACUGUUUCCAUUUUUUUCUCUUAAUUUGAUGUUCCUUUUAAUCAUUACUAUUUAUACAAUCAACUAAUUAGAAAACUUAAUUAUCUUUGAAUGAACUUUUUUUCUCUUGUAACAUUUAUCUGUAUUGAAAAACCAUUGGGGCUUUAAAAGAAUUGAAUUUUUUUUACUCAUUUAAAGAAAAAUAGGUUAACUAUUGAACAAAUAAAUUUACUUUAACAAAUCAGUCAAUUAAAUUAACAAAUUGUUCGCAAUUUGUUUCGAUUAACUUAUUUUCACAAUUUUAAUUUCCACGUUUGAAUUUGGCGCUUUUCUUUUCUAUGACUCAUCGGCUGAUGUAAUAAGAGAAACAUUUAAGUGAAAGGAAAAGCCUUUAAUUGUGAUCAAAAGGUUGAUGAUUAAGCCUUAAUUGUCUUCUUUUUUUUAAUUACUCUCUUUUUUAAUUGUGUUUUAAUAGAAAAUAUAGAAAACUUAACUGUCUUUCAUUUUCUCAUGGAAUUUAUAAUCUAGUUAACUUAAUUCAUUUUCUUUUUCUUUGCCAUUUGUGUUGAAUUUUUUUUCUCCUUUACUCUUACUUAUGUUUUCUCGCCAUCGCAGUUUUAAACAAUCUAAUUAAUGGUAAUUUCUUUUCUACCUUCAUUGAUGACAGAAUAUUGAAGAUGAUUUUUUAUGCCUUUUCUUCUUUAUGUCAACAGUGAUUACAUCAUCAUCACCAAUAGAAUCUAAAGUGAAACAUUUUCUAAAGUGAAUCGCCAAAAAAAAAAUUCGCCUUAUAAAGCUACAAGUGGGGGAGAUUUUUUUUCUUUUCUUUGAUUUUCGUGAAUUUGUUUCGGUCUCCGUUUGUUUUUAUUUGUCCUUUUGUUCUAUGGUCACUUUUUUCUUCUCUUCUUCUCUUUCUUUGUUCAAUUUGGUACGUUGAACGUUUCACUUUGUUUCUACGAUCAAAAAUGUCCCGUCAAUUUGAUUCUCGACAAAAUCUAUCACUUCCUCUUACCAAUUCAACUGUUGCCACAAUCACUACUCCAACCUUAACACCGACUACUUUAAAAUUGCUUGAAGAUUGUUUUCCCAUUCAAAGUCAAAUGGAUCAUAUGUUUACCCAUCAAUAUCAGGCUGGUUUCAUUCCACCGGCCAUUAAUUCAUCAUCAAUUGCUUCGGAUUCUUCUUGCUCCCAAUUUGACAGCGAAGGUGAUAUUUCUCGAGAUGCAUCACCUCAAAAUAUCAACACCAACCGUGAGAACAACAACAAUGUUCCCAAUGGAUCCGAUCAAACAUCUUCUCAAAUGGUAGUAGAUGAUGAAUCUAGAAAAAAACAACGAAGAGAAAGAAACAAACAAGCUGCCGCUCGAUGUCGACAACGACGAAUCGAAUACACCAAUAAAUUAGCUCGGGAGACGCAAGAACUUGAAACGGUCAACAAUGAACUUCGCUCUACAUUAGCUGCUUUAGCCGCUCAAAAAGUUCAACUGGAAAAUUCACUUAAAAUUCACAGUUCCAUGGGUCUUCAAAUGAUGUAACAAUUGACAGUUCUAUGCAUCUUAAUCAAUUGGAUUCUAUUUUCUUAACAAACACAAACACAAAACAAUAGACAAAAAGUUGCUCAACUAAUUAAUUACCUGUUGAUUUUGAUUACCGUUCUUACAAAACAAACAAAUCACACUAACGGUAAAAUUAACAAUAUAUAUACAUAUAAAUAUAUAUUUUAUCUAACCUUUACCACACCCUUAUAAUGAUAAUUAUCAACAAAUCACCCUGUAAACGAUAUGAUGUUUUCACAAUCAAAGUAACUCUGUUUACAUCAAGAAUAUCAUAGAGUUAAUCUUAUAUUUAUUUUUCAUGUAAAACUUUAUUCUUGCCAAAACAAAAUAAUAAAAAUAUUAUUUUAACAAUUUAA